Molecule: messenger RNA, 222 nt
Organism: Phytophthora infestans T30-4
Lineage: Eukaryota; Oomycota; Peronosporomycetes; Peronosporales; Peronosporaceae
Exons: 1
Coding region: 1-222 (73 amino acids)
Source: RefSeq, a predicted model, not a curated record
AUGGGAACGGCGAGUGGUGAGAGCAAGUGUGGUGCCGGUGUAAGCUUCGAUUUGGUGAGUGCUGAGAACAAAGUCAGCGUGGACGUGAGUCAGAACAGAGCGGGUGCUGCAGAGAUCUACGGCGAGAUCGUGACCCAGAAUACGGCGAGCGUCAAGUGUGGCCGAAGACUUAAUUGGCACGGCGGGCAAGUGCACGGAGGACGCGGUCACAGCGCCAUUUGA